AAGGACCCGAAGCCGAAACACCGGUAGGAGCGGGGGGGUAUGCAACCGUUUCCAACCUUGGUCUGAGGGGACUAUCUCGCAGCGACCAUGCCCCGUAAAGGCACCCAGCCCUCCACCGCCCGGCGCAGAGAGGAAGGGCCGCCGCAGUCCCCGGACGGCGCCAGCAGCGACGCGGAGCCCGAGCCGCCGCCCGGCCGCGCGGGGAGCCUCGCGCCUGCCACCGCAGAGACUCCAAGUGAGGAAAUAGAUAAUAGAAGUUUAGAAGAGAUUUUGAAUAGCAUCCCUCCUCCCCCACCUCCAGCAAUGACCAAUGAAGCUGGAGCUCCUCGUCUUAUGAUAACUCAUAUUGUAAACCAGAACUUCAAAUCCUAUGCUGGGGAAAAAAUUCUGGGACCUUUCCAUAAGCGCUUUUCCUGUAUUAUUGGGCCAAAUGGCAGUGGCAAAUCCAAUGUUAUUGAUUCUAUGCUUUUUGUGUUUGGCUAUCGAGCACAAAAAAUAAGAUCUAAAAAACUCUCAGUUCUAAUACACAAUUCUGAUGAACACAAGGAUAUUCAGAGUUGUACUGUAGAAGUUCAUUUUCAAAAGAUAAUUGAUAAGGAAGGGGAUGAUUAUGAAGUAGUUCCUAACAGUAACUUUUAUGUAUCCAGAACGGCCUACAGAGAUAAUACUUCUGUUUAUCACAUAAGUGGGAAGAAGAAAACAUUUAAGGAUGUUGGAAAUCUUCUUCGAAGCCAUGGAAUUGACUUGGACCAUAAUAGAUUUUUAAUCUUACAGGGUGAAGUUGAACAAAUUGCUAUGAUGAAACCAAAAGGCCAGACUGAACAUGAUGAGGGUAUGCUUGAAUAUUUAGAAGACAUAAUUGGUUGUGGACGGCUAAAUGAACCUAUUAAAGUCUUGUGUCGGAGAUUUGAAAUAUUAAAUGAACACAGAGGAGAGAAGUUAAACAGAGUUAAGAUGGUGGAAAAGGAAAAGGACGCCUUAGAAGGAGAGAAAAACAUAGCCAUUGAAUUUCUUACCUUGGAAAAUGAAAUAUUUAGAAAAAAGAAUCAUGUUUGUCAAUAUUACAUUUAUGAUCUGCAGAAACGAAUUGCUGAAAUGGAGACUCAAAAGGAAAAAAUUCAUGAAGAUACCAAAGAAAUUAAUGAGAAGAGCAAUAUACUGUCAAACGAAAUGAAAGCUAAGAAUAAAGAUGUAAAAGAUGUAGAGAAGAAGCUGAACAAAAUUACAAAAUUUAUUGAGGAGAACAAAGAAAAAUUUACAAAACUAGAUUUGGAAGAUGUUCUAGUUAGGGAAAAAUUAAAACAUGCUACAAGUAAAGCCAGAAAACUGGAAAAACAACUUCAAAAAGAUAAAGAAAAGGUUGAAGAAUUUAAAAGUAUACCUGCCAAGAGUGAGAAUAUCAUAACUGAGACAACAACUAGAAACAAUGCCCUUGAGAAAGAAAAAGAAAAAGAAGAAGAAAAAUUAAAGAAAGUUAUGGAUAGCCUUAAACAGGAAACACAAGGGCUUCAGAAAGAAAAAGAAAGUCGAGAGAAAGAACUUAUGGAUUUCAGCAAAUCCGUAAAUGAAGCACGUUCAAAGAUGGAUGUAGCCCAAUCAGAACUUGAUAUCUAUCUCAGUCGUCAUAAUACCGCAGUGUCUCAAUUAAGUAAGGCCAAUGAAGCUCUAAUGGCAGCUUCUGAGACUCUCAAAGAAAGGAAAGCUGCAAUUGGAGAUAUAGAGGCAAAACUCCCUCAAACUGAACAUGAACUAAAGGAGAAAGAAAAACAACUUCAAAAACUUACACAAGAAGAAAUAAAUUUCAAAAGUUUGGUUCGUGAUCUUUUCCAAAAAGUUGAAGAAGCGAAGAGUUCCUUAGCAAUGAAUCGAAGUAGGGGGAGAGUCCUUGAUGCAAUAAUUCAAGAAAAAAAAUCUGGCAGAAUUCCAGGAAUAUAUGGAAGAUUGGGGGACUUAGGAGCAAUUGAUGAAAAAUAUGAUAUUGCUAUUUCAUCCUGUUGUCAUGCAUUAGACUACAUUGUUGUUGAUUCUAUCGAUACGGCCCAAGAAUGUGUAAACUUCCUUAAAAGACAAAAUAUUGGAGUUGCAACCUUUAUAGGUUUGGAUAAGAUGGCAGUGUGGACAAAGAAAAUGACCAAAAUUCAAACUCCUGAAAAUACUCCUCGAUUAUUUGAUUUAGUAAAUGUAAAAGAUGAGGAAAUUCGCCAAGCUUUUUACUUUGCCUUACGGGAUACCUUAGUAGCUGACAACUUGGAUCAAGCCACAAGAGUAGCAUAUCAAAAAGAUAGAAGAUGGAGAGUGGUAACAUUACAGGGGCAAAUCAUAGAACAGUCAGGUACAAUGACUGGUGGUGGAAGCAAAGUAAUGAAAGGAAGGAUGGGUUCAUCAGUUGUUGUUGAAAUCUCAGAAGAAGAGGUAAAUAAAAUGGAAUCACAGUUGCAGAGAGACUCUCAAAAAGCAGUGCAAAUUCAGGAACAGAAAGUACAACUGGAAGAAGCAGUAGUUAAGUUAAGGCAUAGUGAACGAGAAAUGAGGAAUACACUAGAAAAGUUUACUGCAAGCAUCCAGCGUUUAUCAGAGCAAGAAGAAUAUUUGAAUGUCCAAGUUAAGGAACUUGAAGCUAAUGUACUUGCUACAGCCCCUGACCAAAAAAAGCAGAAAUUGCUAGAAGAAAAUGUGACUGCUUUCAAGACAGAGUAUAACAAUGUGGCUGAGAGAGCUGGUAAAGUGGAAGCUGAGGUUAAAAGGUUACACAAUAUUAUCGUAGAAAUCAAUAACCAUAAACUCAAGGCCCAACAAGACAAACUUGAUAAAAUAAACAAACAAUUAGAUGAAUGUGCUUCUGCUAUUACUAAAGCCCAAGUAGCAAUCAAGACUGCUGACAGAAAUCUUAAAAAAGCACAAGACUCUGUCUUUCGCACAGAGAAAGAAAUAAAAGAUACUGAGAAAGAAGUAGAUGACUUAACAGCAGAGCUAAAAAGUCUUGAAGACAAAGCAACAGAGGUCGUAAAGAAUACAAAUGCUGCAGAGGAGUCCUUACCAGAUAUCCAGACAGAACACCGUAACCUACUUCAAGAACUUAAAGUAAUUCAGGAAAAUGAACAUGCUCUUCAAAAAGAUGCACUUAGUAUUAAGUUGAAACUUGAACAAGUAGAUGGUCAUAUUGGUGAACAUAAUUCUAAAAUAAAAUACUGGCAAAAAGAGAUUUCAAAAAUAUCAUUGCAUCCCAUAGAAGAUAAUCCUGUUGAAGAGAUUCCACUUCUAAGCCCAGAAAAUCUUGAAGCAAUCAAGAACCCAGAUUCUAUAACAAAUCAAAUUGCACUUCUGGAAGCCCAGUGUCAUGAAAUGAAACCAAACCUUGGUGCCAUUGCAGAGUAUAAAAAGAAGGAAGAAUUAUAUUUACAACGGGUUGCAGAAUUGGACAAAAUUACUUAUGAAAGAGAUAAUUUUAGACAGGCAUAUGAAGAUCUUCGGAAACAAAGGCUUAGUGAAUUCAUGGCAGGUUUUUAUAUAAUAACAAAUAAAUUAAAGGAAAAUUACCAAAUGCUUACUUUGGGAGGUGAUGCUGAGCUGGAGCUUGUAGACAGCUUGGAUCCUUUCUCUGAAGGAAUCAUGUUCAGUGUCCGACCACCUAAGAAAAGUUGGAAGAAGAUCUUCAACCUUUCAGGAGGAGAGAAAACACUUAGUUCAUUGGCUUUAGUAUUUGCUCUUCACCACUACAAACCCACUCCCCUGUACUUCAUGGAUGAGAUUGAUGCAGCCCUGGAUUUCAAAAAUGUUUCCAUUGUUGCAUUUUAUAUAUAUGAACAAACAAAAAAUGCCCAGUUCAUAAUAAUUUCUCUUCGAAAUAAUAUGUUUGAGAUUUCAGAUAGACUUAUUGGAAUUUACAAGACAUACAAUAUAACAAAAAGUGUUGCAGUAAACCCAAAAGAAAUUGCAUCUAAAGGACUUUGCUAAACUUGUUUAUACUGAAGAUUUCUCAGAUUGAAUCACCACAGAUUCAGCGUACUGUAUUUACUGACUUUCUAUUUGUA
Molecule: messenger RNA, 4031 nt
Organism: Eubalaena glacialis (North Atlantic right whale)
Lineage: Eukaryota; Metazoa; Chordata; Mammalia; Artiodactyla; Balaenidae
Gene: SMC4
Product: structural maintenance of chromosomes 4
Exons: 24
Coding region: 88-3954 (1288 amino acids)
Biological process (GO): mitotic chromosome condensation
Cellular component (GO): chromosome
Molecular function (GO): ATP hydrolysis activity; protein binding; ATP binding
Source: RefSeq, a predicted model, not a curated record